CAUGGAUCUGCAGUAAUAUGUGAGCUUCACGUCCAUCGGUGGUCGAAAAUGAAUGUCUGGUCCGGUGCCAUCUCGCUGGACGGCGGGGUCCACCUCCGAGGCCUCCAAUUGAUUGAUCGAUCAUCGAACUGGCAAUCGGACUUUGCCAGCGACUCCACGCUCAGUCUUCGCUCCUUCGUGAACCCGGCCCUCAUCCCCCUCUACGCACGAUGUGGCCCGAACCUGGAAUUCCAUACGAGUGACGCGGAAGCCGCGCAAUGGCUGAAGGACAAGCUGACGGGCACCAUCUGGCUGGAAGAGGAUGAACCGGACCGUCUUCAGACGCUGCAAUGCCCUGUUGGACUUCUGUUGGGUGUUGGUAACGAUGGGCAGGCCACAGUCCCCGGAUCUCACACGACCGACUUGUUGGUCCAUGGGAUACUGUCAACCACUACGUCGAUCGAGCGACCUCCCACGCCGCCGGUCUCGUCGCCCGAGUUGGAAAAUCAGCUGGCCCCCGUCACUAGGCAGGAACUGAAGAUAUAUGCCACGCCACUUUCUGCGUCUCUCAUCGCCAAAGCCCAAUCCCUUCCCUUCCCACCAGACUCCGACGAGCCCACCGGCCAUGGACAGUUCGCUCAGUUCCUUCCGGACAUGCGCUCGCCGAGUCCCAAGCGCAAGCGGGUCGCGACGCUCUUCGAAUCCGUGGCGCAGCAUCACAAGAGAGUACGACAGAGGGGAGGAGAGGCCGUGUCGCAGCUGAUGGCGUGCUCUCUCUCGCAGUCCUCCCAACAAUUACAAAGCCUCCGGGUCAAGCGCGAGUCGGAGGAGCCGUCUCUGCCCCAGCUGGACCGGAUCGUUUCGCAACGGUCCCGGUCCCUCUCCGUGGGAACGAACUUCAACGCCAACCUCCUGGAAUCUCGGUCAGAACAGACGCGGCCCAGCAGCCGACGGGGCUACGUGCGCGAACCGACUUCCAAGAGGAGUACGCCAAACCCUUUUAUCGAAUCUUCGUUACGGCGGGAGACCGAGCUGUCCCCGUCAUUGCCACCCGAUAGUAAGCCCGAGUCACCAGCAACGCCACAGGACGCGGAAGUCAUCAUCUCGGAAAACAAAAACACCAUCACUCGGACCAUCUUAACCUGCAUGCGUUUGUAUGGUUUCAACCGGACAACGACGCGCUCUUCCGGCUCUAGGCCGCAAACUGGGACGAGUAACCAUGACAUAGUCCCUGGUACCGGCGAGGACAAGGAUCCGCGCAUGGCCAUGGCCGACGCAUCCAAUUCGGAAGAGGAUGAGUUCAAGACCAUGUACCAUGCGACCUAUCGCGCAUCCACGUUUGCGUUGCGGAAGUAUUUGAAGGAGCCAUCUGCGGGCGAAGACGGCUCGCGGAACAUGCCGCUUCUGCUGGAGAAGGGCAAAGCAAUGACUUAUAUUGACGAGUUCUUGAGGCUUUUCUGCGAGGAAAACUGA
Molecule: messenger RNA, 1452 nt
Organism: Aspergillus heteromorphus CBS 117.55
Lineage: Eukaryota; Fungi; Ascomycota; Eurotiomycetes; Eurotiales; Aspergillaceae
Exons: 2
Coding region: 49-1452 (467 amino acids)
Source: RefSeq, a predicted model, not a curated record